Brassica rapa (field mustard) is the source of this 651-nucleotide messenger RNA. RefSeq lists its product as uncharacterized. Gene Ontology annotation, molecular function: nucleic acid binding; zinc ion binding. The record is from RefSeq and is a predicted model, not a curated record. NCBI's taxonomy places the organism in Eukaryota, Viridiplantae, Streptophyta, Magnoliopsida, Brassicales, Brassicaceae.
AUGUUCGGAAUUACUUCGAGGAUGAUGUUAUGUGGAGAGAAAAUAAGUGAUUAUGAUAUGAUCGAGAAAACUCUCUCCACGUUCCAUCCUGAAAAUGUAAUCCUGCAACAACAAUACCGAGUGAGUGGAUAUACCCGUUACUCGGAGUUGAUGCAAGUCCUCCUUGUAGCGGAGCAGAAUAAUCAACUCGUGACUUUAAACCAUCAAGCUCGUCCCACUGGAUCUGCUCCAUUCCCAGAAGCGAAUGUUGCAUCAUCCAGUUAUGAUAAUAGAAGAGGACGAGGUCGUAGACGUGGUGGAAAUCGUUAUCAUGGUCGUGGAAGAGGACGAGGAAGAAGAUUCCGUCCCUAUGAUGAAAGAAAUAAUAAAGACUUCCACGAAAAUGAAAGGAAUGAAAAGGGCCAGGAUGAUAAAAGGCAAACAGGAAAGGUUUGCUACAGAUGCGGCAUGAAAGGUCAUUGGGUACGUAAUUGUCGUACGCCAAAACAUUUAGCCGAUCUGUAUAGAGAAUCCCAAAAGGGAAAAGAGAAAGGAAGAGGUGAAACUAACUUCAUCUCUGAUGAACCUGGGCCAUCCUUUCAUGGUUUAAACGAUGAUACUCAUCUCGACGUAUCAGACUUUCUGGUUGAACCAGAGAGUAUCGAUGAGUAA